AUGCGUUUAUCAUCAGGUGUUAUUCCAUUAAUUUUGGCCACUUCAGCUGCGGCCAUUCCAUUCAGACCAGUCAACUUCAAGAGAUAUGAAAACUCCUCUGAGGUUUCGGUCACCCCAAGUGCUUCCACCGGUUUUUCUGCUGUUGUUCUUGCAGCUAGUGGUGCUUCGUCUGGUGUAGUAUCUUCUGAUGCUGCUUUGACUUCCGAUGCUGCUCAAUCUUCUGAUGUUGAACAGGAUACUACCAUCACUGUUGAUGAGUACAUUACCAUCACUUUGCCAGACACUACUUUAACCAUCCCAACUUCUGCUACCGACGAAAUUAAUGACUUUGAAUCAUCAGCCUCUGCUGUUUCUGCUUCUGUUACUUCUAGCGAGGCUGACACUACCCUCACUUCCACCGUCAUUGAAUACCAAACCAUCUCUUCUGAUGGUUCUGAAACUGUCCAAGCAACUAACACUUACACCACCACUGUUCCUCCAUCAUCAUCCGCUGAAGCUUCUUCUGAUGCUGCUACUAAAGCUCCUUCUUCAACCGGUCAAGUCACUACCUCCACCAUCACCAAGCUCACCACUAUCACCCAAGGUUCUUCUACAUUUGUUUCCGCUCUUGAAACUGAUACUGAAACCAAAACUGGUGGUCAAUGUACUCCAGAAACUGUCACUGUCACUGUCACUAAGGGAGAUGAAAAAGCUGUUUCUUCUACUCCUGACGUUACCUCUACAGUCUUUUUAACCUCAACCUUGACUACUUCUUACCCAGUUGAAGCUGAAUUUACUCACGGUGAUGACAUCACUACCAUCACCAGUUACGUUCAAGUUACUUCUACUCAAGUCUACACUACUGCUGCUGGUUCUUCUUCUUAUGCUAACUCUAGCAUCCCAGUCACUAGCUCGUCUUUCCAAACUGCCGGUAACAAUGGUACUUACUACUCAUCUGCUUUACCAAGUGCAACCACUGGCUACGAACCAGUUGCUAACGCUAAGAGAGGUUUCGUUUUUAACUUCUAA
Messenger RNA from Debaryomyces hansenii CBS767, 1008 nucleotides. RefSeq names its product Pga54p (gene PGA54). The coding region runs from base 1 to 1008 and encodes 335 amino acids. Lineage: Eukaryota; Fungi; Ascomycota; Pichiomycetes; Serinales; Debaryomycetaceae. The transcript has a single exon. The record is from RefSeq and is a predicted model, not a curated record.